Messenger RNA from Panthera uncia (snow leopard), 7284 nucleotides. It is a transcript of the gene TRAPPC8, whose product is annotated as trafficking protein particle complex subunit 8. Bases 361 to 4671 code for a protein of 1436 amino acids. Gene Ontology annotation, cellular component: TRAPPIII protein complex; phagophore assembly site; cytoplasmic vesicle. Gene Ontology annotation, molecular function: protein binding. The record is from RefSeq and is a predicted model, not a curated record. Gene Ontology annotation, biological process: protein localization to phagophore assembly site; endoplasmic reticulum to Golgi vesicle-mediated transport. Lineage: Eukaryota; Metazoa; Chordata; Mammalia; Carnivora; Felidae. The transcript has 29 exons.
GGACGGGUACUGCCGGUGGGUCAGGGUUCGGCCUCAACAUGGCGGUUCCGGUCGAGCAGUGACCAAGGUUUUACCGUCUGGAGGGUUAACUGGCGAUUGUCGGCGUCUCCACCCAUCACGGUGGAAUGCGAGGACGCCGGGGCGAGCCCUGAGGAGCGGCGGUGCAGGGGAGGGGUCCGUGGUGUGUGCCUGGGAGCCGAGGCAGCGGCGUCUGUUCCUUCUGUUGGUCUCAAGGCUUCAGUGUGGGGCCCCGCCCGGCCGGGCUAGGCCGGCGGGCGGCGGCAGUAGCUGCUGCAGCCGCAGGAUCAGUCUCUGAGAGCGGGCCGGAGGGCGGGCGCCGCCGCUGCUUGUGCCGCGGCGAUGGCCCAGUGUGUACAAUCAGUGCAGGAGCUAAUCCCGGACUCCUUCGUCCCCUGUGUCGCCGCGCUGUGCAGCGACGAAGCCGAGCGGCUCACUCGCCUCAAUCACCUUAGCUUCGCGGAGUUGCUUAAGCCCUUCUCUCGCCUCACUUCGGAGGUACAUAUGAGAGAUCCUAAUAAUCAACUUCACAUAAUCAAAAAUCUGAAGAUAGCAGUAAGCAACAUUAUCACCCAACCACCUCAACCCGGAGCCAUUCGGAAGCUUUUGAAUGAUGUUGUUUCUGGCAGUCAGCCUGCGGAAGGAUUAGUAGCUAAUGUGAUUACAGCAGGAGAUUAUGACCUCAACAUCAGUGCUACCACUCCAUGGUUUGAGUCUUACAGAGAGACCUUUCUUCAGUCGAUGCCAGCAUCAGAUCAUGAAUUUCUGAACCACUAUUUAGCAUGUAUGUUGGUAGCAUCAUCUAGUGAAGCUGAACCUGUGGAACAGUUUUCAAAGUUAUCACAAGAACAGCAUCGAAUUCAGCACAACAGUGACUAUUCCUACCCCAAGUGGUUUAUACCAAAUACACUUAAAUAUUAUGUACUUUUACAUGAUGUAAGUGCAGGAGAUGAACAGAGAGCUGAAUCAAUUUAUGAAGAAAUGAAACAGAAAUAUGGAACUCAGGGUUGCUAUUUACUUAAAAUUAAUUCUCGAACAUCUAAUCGAGCAUCAGAUGAACAGAUACCAGAUCCUUGGAGUCAGUAUCUUCAGAAAAAUAGUAUUCAAAACCAGGAAUCAUAUGAAGAUGGCCCUUGUACUAUAACUUCAAAUAAGAAUUCUGAUAGUAACUUGCUUUCAUUGGAUGGAUUAGAUAACGAAGUCAAAGUAGAUGGCUUACCAAAUAACUUUAGAGCUCACCCACUUCAGUUGGACUCAUCCAGUGACGCUUCUAACAGCAUUGAUGGCCCAGAUCAUGUAAAAUCUGCUUCAUCAUUACAUGAAACAAAGAAAGCAAAUACUGGAAUUAUUCAUGGUGCAUGUUUAACCCUUACUGAUCAUGAUAGAAUUCGACAGUUUAUACAAGAGUUCACUUUUCGGGGCCUUUUGCCACAUAUAGAGAAAACAAUUCGGCAAUUAAAUGAUCAGCUAAUAUCAAGAAAAGGUUUAAGUCGAUCUCUAUUUUCUGCAACUAAAAAAUGGUUUAGUGGCAGUAAAGUUCCAGAAAAAAGCAUUAAUGAGCUGAAAAAUACAUCUGGAUUGCUGUAUCCGCCGGAAGCACCAGAGCUUCAAAUCCGAAAAAUGGCUGACUUAUGCUUUUUGGUGCAGCAUUAUGAUUUGGCUUAUAGUUGCUAUCAUACUGCAAAGAAAGAUUUUCUUAAUGAUCAAGCAAUGCUUUAUGCAGCUGGUGCAUUGGAAAUGGCAGCAGUGUCAGCUUUCCUUCAGCCAGGAGCGCCUAGGCCAUACCCUGCGCAUUACAUGGAUACAGCAAUCCAGACAUACAGGGAUAUCUGCAAGAAUAUGGUAUUGGCUGAAAGAUGUGUAUUGCUUAGUGCUGAAAUCUUAAAAAGCCAAAGCAAAUAUUCAGAGGCCGCAGCUCUCCUAAUACGGUUGACCAGUGAGGAUUCUGAUCUUCGAAGUGCACUUCUUUUGGAACAGGCGGCACAUUGCUUUAUAAACAUGAAGAGCCCCAUGGUUAGAAAAUACGCAUUUCAUAUGAUACUGGCAGGACAUCGGUUUAGUAAAGCAGGGCAAAAAAAGCAUGCUUUACGCUGUUAUUGUCAAGCCAUGCAGGUUUACAAAGGAAAAGGCUGGUCUCUGGCAGAGGAUCACAUUAACUUCACUAUUGGGCGCCAGUCCUAUACCCUUAGGCAACUGGAAAAUGCUGUGUCUGCUUUUAGGCAUAUUUUAAUCAAUGAAAGUAAACAAUCUGCUGCUCAACAAGGGGCCUUCCUCAGAGAGUAUCUUUAUGUUUACAAGAACGUAAGUCAGCUGUCACCAGAUGGCCCUUUACCGCAGCUACCUUUACCGUAUAUUAACAGUUCAGCCACACGGGUUUUCUUUGGCCACGACAGACGACCAGCAGAUGGUGAAAAGCAAGCAGCUACUCAUGUAAGUCUCGAUCAGGAAUAUGACUCUGAAUCCUCUCAGCAGUGGCGAGAACUUGAGGAACAAGUUGUAGCUGUGGUUAACAGAGGAGUAGUUCCAUCCAAUUUCUACCCCACACAAUAUUGUUUGAAUAGUUAUUCAGAUAACUCAAGAUUUCCACUGGCAGUUGUAGAAGAACCAAUAACAGUGGAAGUGGCUUUUAGAAAUCCUUUGAAGGUUCCACUUUUGUUGACUGAUUUGUCAUUGCUAUGGAAGUUUCAACCUAAAGAUACUAGUGGAAAGGAUAAUGAAGAAGUUAAAGAACUAGUAACAGGUGAACCUAAAAUGAUUGGAACUGAAGUUAUUUCAGAAUUUUUAAUUAAUAGUGAAGAAUCUAAAGUGGCAAGACUAAAGCUCUUUCCCCAUCACAUAGGGGAGCUGCAUAUUCUCGGAGUUGUUUAUAAUCUUGGCACUAUUCAGGGCUGCAUGACAGUAGAUGGCAUUGGUUCUCUUCCUGGAUGUCACACAGGAAAACAUUCCUUGAGUAUGUCAGUCAGAGGGAGACAAGAUUUAGAAAUUCAAGGUCCUCGACUUAACAAUACAAAAGAAGAGAAAACAUCUAUCAAAUAUGGUCCUGAUCGACGUUUAGAUCCCAUUAUCACGGAGGAAAUGCCACUGUUGGAGGUAUUCUUUAUACAUUUCCCUACAGGGCUCCUCUGUGGAGAAAUCCGAAAAGCAUAUGUAGAGUUUGUCAAUGUCAGCAAAAGUCCUCUUACUGGAUUGAAGGUUGUUUCUAAACGUCCAGAGUUCUUUACUUUUGGUGGUAACACAGCUGUUCUAACACCACUAAGUCCUUCAGCUUCUGAGAACUGUAGUGCUUACAAGACUGUUGCGACAGACUCUACCGCUGUGUGUACAGCACUCAUAUCAUCGGCUUCCUCUGUAGACUUUGGCAUUGGCAUAGGGAGUCAGCCAGAGGUGAUUCCUGUUCCCCUUCCUGACACUGUUCUUCUACCUGGAGCUUCAGUCCAGCUACCAAUGUGGUUACGUGGGCCAGAUGAAGAAGGUGUCCAUGAAAUUAACUUUUUGUUUUACUAUGAAAGUGUUAAAAAGCAGCCUAAGAUCCGUCACAGAAUAUUAAGACACACUGCAGUCAUUUGUACCAGCCGAUCUUUGAAUGUACGGGCCACUGUCUGCAGAAGUAAUUCUCUUGAAGAUGAGGAGGGCAGAGGGGGCAAUAUGUUAGUCUUUGUGGAUGUGGAAAAUACCAAUACUAGUGAAGCAGGUGUUAAGGAAUUCCAUAUAGUACAAGUAUCGAGUAGUAGCAAACACUGGAAAUUCCAGAAAUCUGUAAAUCUCUCUGAAAACAAAGAUGCCAAACUUGCCAGCAGGGAGAAGGGAAAAUUUUGUUUUAAGGCAAUACGAUGUAAGGAAAAAGAAGUUGCCACACAGUCCUCAGAAAAAUACACCUUUGCAGAUAUCAUCUUUGGAAAUGAACAGAUAAUAAGUUCAGCAAGUCCAUGUGCAGACUUCUUUUAUCGAAGCUUAUCUUCUGAAUUAAAGAAACCACAAGCCCAGCCGUCCGUGCAUACUGAAAAACAGUCAUUAGAGGAUGCUGUGAGAUUGAUUCAGAAGUGCAGUGAGGUGGAUUUGAAUAUUGUCGUAUUAUGGAAGGCUUAUGUAGUGGAAGAUAGUAAGCAACUAAUUUUGGAAGGUCAGCAUCAUGUUAUUCUUCGCACUAUAGGAAAAGAAGCGUUUUCAUGUCCUCAGAAACAGGAACCACCAGAAAUGGAACUAUUAAAAUUUUUCAGGCCAGAAAACACUACAGUUCCUUUAAGACCGUCAGUAGAGCAGCUUUCUAAUCUCAUUAAAACGAGUCUUCACUAUCCAGAAUCAUUUAAUCAUCCAUUUCAUCAAAAAAGCCUUUGUUUAGUACCAGUCACCCUUUUACUUUCCAAUUGUUCUAAGGCUGAUGUUGAUGUAAUAGUUGAUCUUCGGCAUAAAACAACAAGUCCAGAAGCAUUGGAAAUCCAUGGAUCAUUUACAUGGCUUGGACAAACACAAUAUAAACUUCAGCUUAAAAGCCAGGAGAUUCACAGUUUGCAGCUGAAGGCAUGCUUUGUCCAUACAGGUGUUUAUAACCUUGGAACACCUAGGGUAUUUGCCAAGUUAUCGGACCAAGUUACAGUGUUUGAAACGAGUCAGCAGAACUCCAUGCCUGCUCUGAUCAUCAUCAAUAAUGUGUGAUGACUUGCAAAUUUGUACUGAAAUCCACAAGAAUCAGUUUUAUUUUACUGAAUGGGUUUUAACAGCAGUAUUUGUUAUACCUAACUUGUUAUGGAGGUUGGUGUCGGGUCACUGCAAAAUACUUUCGACUUGUCAAUCUGUUGAUGAUGCAAAGCACGUUGGACUGAGAAUACUCAUAUUCUUUUUUUGUAUUUCUUUAAACCCUGGUAAUAAUUUACAUGCUCAUAAUACGGAAUUUCAACAUAGCCACGCACCUUAUUAAGCCCUGUCUUAAAAACCAGUGUCUAAGUCUGCUGUUACAACAUAUUGAUGGUAUAUGAAUAUUACCAGAUGAUUUUGAGGAAGGAAAGGCCUUGUUGGUGAUACUCCUGUUAAGCCAUUAGUCUAUAAAUUCCAGCUUUACUGUGAAGUUCUAUAGAGUGUUAAAUACGGAUUUUCCUGUCUUGCUUCACACAAUUCUCUAAAAUACAUUUUGAACUUUGGUUAUAGAGUCUUCAUACUUCAGUAUCUGGUGGUUCCUAUGGCUUAUACAUAACUUUGUAAAAAGAAAAAAAUUUUUUCUGAUGCUUUGAAUAUAGUUUUGAAAGGAGUUUGACUUUUUUUUCCUCAUUCAUCUCAGUAUAGGGUGCACUAUUUCACAAUAUGAGAUUUUUUGUCAUUUAAAUUAUCAUAUUCUUUAUUAUGUAACUUUAACAUUUGAGUUGAUCUGUUUAAAAUAUGAAUCUCAAGUUAAUUAAAAAUAAGCUUUUCAAAAAUGUAUUAUAUUUAUAACAAAUGUAAAUAGAAUAAAGACAUGCUAUUCACUGUAUAGAUUUAUUAGAUGCCUUUUUUUAAUUCUGAGGACAUAAUAUAUUCUUUAUUUAAAAUGAAUGCUAACCAUAUUAAUUAUAGCAGGAGAAACUAGUUUCCUGAGAAAGCCUUGUUUCCAAACAUGAAGUACAAGGCUUUGUUCCAGUAGUCCUUGGUGGCCAUGUUUACAUGAGCAAACAAAUUUUGUCUUUAAAUAUGUCAUGUCUGACACCCAGUUACAAAUUUGGAGAAUUCUUUAAUAUCCUGGGAGAAAGGAAGAUCAUGCCUACUGAACUAUUGAAAAUAACCACAUUGCAGACUCUGAUGCUGGGUAUGGUAGACGAGGUGAUUAGCCUUCCUGCUGAAGAAAAGUAGACUCUAGACAAAAGAGAUGAAAACCUCUUACAAAAAACAAAGUGUUAACAGUAUAGUCAGUUAUUAGUGGACCAAAAUCUAGAAGAAAGUCUAGAGGGGAGAGACCAACAUUUGAGGCUACUUUGCCUUGGGAGUGUUUAUCUACUUAGGAAGAAGCAGCCGAUGCACAGAGCCUUAUGUUUGACAUAUUUUGAAUCAAAUACAGGUCAGGAGAAAUCAUCGGAACUUCUGAAGCAAGGAGACAGUAUUUGGAAAAUAGGCACAAGAAACUAAGGGACCUACUGGGUUCAGUGAGAAAAUUUUAUGUUUAUCUGGAGUCCCAGAAGGAGGAGAGAGAGGGUAGGGCAGAAGUGGUAUUUGAAGAGAAUCUCUGAGAAUUUUCCAAGAUGAACACCAAAUUACAGAUUCAAGUGGUUUAGUAAAUCCCAAACAACAGAAAUAUAAAGAAGCCUAUAUCUGGAUGCCACGUAGUGAAAAUGCUGGGAAUUAAAGAAAAGGGGAAUACAAUCUUGAAUACAGAAGACAAUUGGUAGCAUAACUGAUAGCAUACCUCGGAAUAAAAAUAAUGGAAAUCAGAAAAGGGGGGGGGGUAUCUUCAAAGGGCUGAAAGAAACUAACUGCUAAGCCAGAAUUUAAACUCAGCAAGAAUACUUUCAAGAAUGGAAAUGAAACAUAUUUUAAGACAAAACCAGAGAGUUUAUUUCCAGGUGGCCCUAGGAUAAUGAUGUCUACCUAAAUCUUCACCUUUCCCUUCAUUCUGCAAUUAAGUAUACAAAUCAAGGAGAGCAAGUGAAGCCGCACCCAACUCCUACUUUUAGCAUAACUAGACAGAGAAUACUACUAACUUGAAAUUAUCUGUACAUGGAGAAUCUAGCACUGAAUUGCAGCAAACUGUCUCAAGCAUCUACUACAAGCUUUUGUAGAGAGGAGGUGGGGAAGACAGGAAUCCAGAAGGAACUGUGGAAAGGAGCCAAGAGAACACAGGGGUUAAGGGCCAGCGGAAGUCACUUUCAAACAAUGUCUACCCUCACUGCAAAAGUACUCAGCAAGAGGGGCACCUGGGUGGCUCAGGCGGUUAAGUGUCCUGACUUCAGCUCAGGUCGUGAUCUCACAGUUCUUGAGUUUGAGCCACGCGUCAGGCUCUGUGCAGACAGCCUGGAGCCUGCUUGAGGUUCUGUAUCUCCCUCUUUCUCUGCCACUCCCCUGCUCACGCACUGUCUCUCUCAAAAAUAAACGUUAAAAAAAUUUUUUUUAACAGGAGAUCUGGCAGAUGGAGCUCUGAUGACAGGCUUUGCAGUGGGGCCUCUUAGGAGCAGCAAGAAACAGGGUCCAUUCAUCAGGCAGCUAAGGAAACGGGAAUAACCUUAUCAGUUGGCUACUUAGGAGAGUAUUGAGUAUUAUGAGGCUUGUGCAGCUCAAAGAACUUUCAAUCUCAACAGAAAUUUUUUC